Messenger RNA from Thelazia callipaeda (thelaziosis nematode), 351 nucleotides. The record is from the annotation of a GenBank genome assembly. Lineage: Eukaryota; Metazoa; Nematoda; Chromadorea; Rhabditida; Thelaziidae.
AUGAAAACGUCACUGCUUAUUUUUGUAACUCUGUACUGUGUAUUGCUGGAAAUACAAGCUGAGGUGUAUCGAGCGAAACUCUCAAGAAAUGUUGCCUUUCGUCGAAAAUUUAUACGAAAUGAGAUACAAAAGAAUCUGAAGCGUUUAUAUAAGCCUGUCAAGCGAACUGGAACCAUUCCUGUUGACAGUAUUGAUGACCUGCUUUACACAAUCAACAUCACUCUUGGGACACCACCACAGAAAUUUACGGUUAUACCAGACACGGGAAGUUCUGAUUUGUGGGUCGUAACAGCAGAUUAUAACAGUGAAGGAGGUUAUCAGUACAAGAAAAACACAUUUGAUCCAAAGUAA